Messenger RNA from Pelobates fuscus (common spadefoot toad), 4215 nucleotides. RefSeq names its product tetratricopeptide repeat domain 8 (gene TTC8). Gene Ontology annotation, biological process: non-motile cilium assembly. The transcript is spliced from 15 exons. The record is from RefSeq and is a predicted model, not a curated record. Gene Ontology annotation, cellular component: BBSome; ciliary basal body; non-motile cilium. Gene Ontology annotation, molecular function: protein binding. Lineage: Eukaryota; Metazoa; Chordata; Amphibia; Anura; Pelobatidae. The coding region runs from base 91 to 1641 and encodes 516 amino acids.
UGACAGGACGCCUAGGCUGAGCCGUUGCCAUGGGGACGCGGCCUACAUGCUCCGCCUGACCCGUGUACCGGCUGCUCGCUGUGCUCGGUGAUGGGAACCGGAAUGGAGAUGGAGCCGCUGCUCCAGGCCUGGAGCUAUUUCCGCCGCAGGAAGUUCGAGCAGUGCGCCCAGGCCUGCUCCCGCAUCCUGGAAAAAGAGCCCUGCGACCAGGAACCAAGUUCUGAGCAUCUUGUACAGGCAGCAUGGAGUUUGAAGACCCGUGCACUGACCGAAAUGGUUUAUGUGGAUGAGAUCGAAGUUGACCAGGAGGGUAUUGCAGAGAUAAUGUUGGAUGAAAAUUCCAUUGCUCAAGUGGCACGUCCUGGUACUUCUCUAAAACAAACUGGAACCAAGAAAUUUGAAGGUCCAAGCCCUGCAGUCAGGCCAGUAACCCAGUCAGGAAGACCAAUCACUGGGUUUGUGAGGCCCAGUACUCAGUCUGGUCGGCCUGGCACCAUGGAACAAGCCAUUAAAACUCCAAGAACUGCAAGCACAGCUCGCCCCAUCACCAGUGCUUCAGGGCGGAGUGUACGGCUCGGAACGGCAUCAAUGCUUACACACCCUGAUGGAGCAUUUAUUAACCUAUCCCGGCUAAACAUGGCUAAAUAUGCAGAGCGCCCCCACCUGGCUAAGACAUUAUUCGAGUACAUCUUCCAUCAUGAAAAUGACGUGAAAAAUGCCCUGGAGCUUGCAGCACAGGCUACUGAGCAUGCACAGUUCAAGGACUGGUGGUGGAAAGUUCAGCUUGGGAAAUGCUAUUACAGGCUUGGGUUAUACCGGGAAGCUGAGAAACAGUUUAAAUCUGCUCUGACUCACCAAGACAUGGUGGACAUAUUCCUGUAUUUGGGAAAAGUCUACAUACGGAUGGAUCAGCCCCUGACUGCUCUCUCUCUUUUUAAACAAGGAUUGGACAGAUUUCCUAAAGAAGUGAACCUCCUAUGUGCAGUGGCCCGGAUUCAUGAGGAAAUGGACGACAUCAAAUCUGCUUCCGAGUACUACAAAGAGGUUCUCAAACAGGACAAUAGUAAUGUGGAAGCCAUAGCUUGUAUUGGGAGCAACCACUUCUACACUGAUCAGCCGGAGAUUGCUCUGCGCUUUUACAGGCGCCUUCUGCAAAUGGGUGUCUACAACUGCCAGCUAUUUAAUAACCUUGGGCUUUGCUGCUUCUAUGCCCAGCAGUAUGACAUGAUUCUGACAUCCUUUGAGCGAGCUUUGUCGUUGGCUGAGAAUGAAGACGAAGCAGCUGAAGUGUGGUACAAUCUUGGGCAUGUGGCUGUGGGCAUAGGCGAUCUGAAUUUGGCGUAUCAGUGCUUCAAGCUGACUUUAGCCAACAAUAACGACCAUGCUGAAGCCUAUAAUAACCUGGCAGUGUUGGAGAUGCGCAAAAAUCACCUUGAACAGGCCCGAGCCCUACUGCAGACAGCCGCAGCUCUGGCUCCCCACAUGUAUGAGCCACAUUUUAACUUUGCUUCUCUGUCAGACAAGAUUGGAGAUCUUCAGAGCAGUUACAUUGCAGCACAGAAAUCUGAAGCAGCCUUCCCUGAUCACGUGGAAACUCGGCGCCUGAUUGAAGAGCUGAAGCAGCAUUUUGCUAUGAUUUAAUCGUGACUGUGCAUGCACGGAUGAUAAUUGCUACCAGAUAACAUUGACAGGUAGUGCAGAGAACACACAUGGUGUUUAACAUUAGAUAGCUCCCAUUAUUUAGCUGAUAAGAGACAGCAAGGAACCGUAUAGAUUUAAAGAAUAAUUAACCUGUAUCCCUUCGCCAGAGACUUCAACCAUUCAGAGUGAGACAUUUGACCAUUGCCCUGACACUGAACAAAUUUACGUAAAUCCAUGUUUUUCCAUAGUCCGAUUCUUUGAAAGGUUUCCAGGGAGUCUCCUUUCAAACAGAUAAAACUGCUGAUGAAAUGCAGAAGCAUUUCUAUAACGUUAACUGUCAGAUUUAGGCCUUGAUUUAAUAUUGUUAGAUAAAGUUUCCAAAUAAUUUAAUAUUUUGAAUACACUUUUAAAUGAUUUUUGCUACAUAUUAAAAUAUAAAAAAUAUAUAUCUAAUGUAUAUUUAAAAAAAAAUCUAACUAUUACAAAAGUAAAAUAUUUUUCAGAAUAUUAAAUCCAGUCAAAACUUUAUCCAAAAUAUCAAAUCAUUUGAAAAGCAUAUCUAACAAUAUUAAAUUGAGGCCUUAGUUAGGGGCAAUUGUGGAUCUUUCAAUUAGUAAUGUAGAUUCUACUGUGUGUUUUGAUAUUUGCAUGUAAACAAGUCAAUUCAAUUUAUUCAAGUGGUAAUCUACAUAUAAAGAGACUAAAAUAUUCUGGAAAGAUGGCUCAUCGUCAUUAAUGGGACAAAGUAGACAGGACCUCUGCACUCUCCAUGCAGACUGACAAUUGCUUCAUGACCAGGAUCAGGGUAGACACAGAAGCAUUUUGUCUAAGGUGUCUGAUCCUAUCCUAUAAACUCCUGUCUAUCAGGGGUUUAUUGGUUAGGUAGUGCAUCCUCAAGCCAUAGUUUAAUUCUCAUAUAAUAGAAUUGCUCGAUAAGACAAUUACAGCUUUUCUAGAGCUGCUAUUUAUCUAAAACCCGUUUCACAGUUUUGUAAAAACUGUUCAAGCCUUUAACCUGCAGUAUCCCUGUCUCCAGGGAGAUAGUGAUGUCUGACUUAGUUGUACAUGUGUACUUAAGAGAUGAACAAGUAAGGUUUUUUUUUUUUUAAUUUCUUAUGCAGCUAGGCAUCACUAGCUAGAGAAAGCUAUUGUGUUGAAUGAGGUUCAAUGGCUGAAGCUGAUCCGGCUCCAACUGACAUAUUAUAACUUUCACACAGCUGCAUCGUGUACCAGUUUUUAUGUCCAUCUGUUAAAUAAUGCAUUUCUAAGAUCAAUGCCUUGUCCUGGUUAAGCAUGAUUUAUUUUUGCUCACAGCCAAUGAGGGUACAGAGUGAGAUUGCAUAAUUUCCCAUUGAUUGCCCAUGGCCGUUAACUGGGCUUACUUAUCAACAGGUCAGGUCUUGCCCUUUUUAUGUAUGUUUUAUUCCACUAAAGCUGUGGAUUCUUCUUUUACAUCUUCCAUGCUGCAUCAUUAGAACUAAUUUGUAAGGCAGACUUUUUGUCAUAUGUUCUACCUAGCUAAUGUCCACGAUGCUCAUGAAGCUCAUUACUGCCACACUGAUUGAUAGACAGCUGUACAUCAACAUUUUGUCAUCUAUUUUGUCGUGGCUUUUGGCAUCCCUUUUUAAUGUACCAGCUGGGGCUACCAGAGAGAAGUUUGUUUUAUUUAUAUAUAGGUUAUAGCUGGUUAAAGAUUUUCCUCUCCUGUGAUCUUUAAUAUAGUUAUGAGGAUUUCUCAGAUGUGCUCAUAGUAUUCUCAUCCUCUGCUAGUAGUGAACUAGUUGUCAGAUGACAGCGUGAGACUAUACAUGGCCAAGAGGCACCAAAGGUAUAUCAGGGCAUUAGCCACUAUUGACUCUGAAGAAAACAAUUAAUGGGUACGGUAAGUUAAAAUCCCAUUUUUAAAAAAAAUAUAUAAAUGGUUUUCAAAGUACUGCUUCAUUAAUUCUUUAGCAAAGUAUUACAUUAUUUUUGUUGGUCAUUUUAUUAACUGUUCUGCACUUUGUGAUCCAUUCUCAUUAAUUCUAACAUUUUAGCACUCUUGAAGACAUACUGGACAAAGCAAAUAUUAAGGAGAAUGCUUCACAUAUUCAAGUAAAUAAAAAUCUUUAUAGAUCUCCUCUGCCCUUAAAGGAUAACUCCAAGGUUAAGGUGCCAGAAGUGACCCCAUUGUAAAUAGUAAACCAUUUAGUAGCGGUUUCACUUCUCACCUGGGUUCUGGCGGGCGCCGCUACUAAUUUCUGUCUGCUUACAUCUAUCACCCUAUAUUGUAGACUUAUUUAAUCAAUAUUUUAUAUCACAGUUUGUCCAGUAGGUCAUCAAGAUAACGAUGCAAUAUAAAAUAGUCUGGUGAUUAUGUAAAUCCCUUGUAAAUGAAAUUACCUUAUUUGUAACAUAAAGAUCUGGAAUAUAUUCUGGUUUGGACCACAAGGUGUAAAUCUGUAGAUAGAAAAGUUUGCACUGAGUAGGGAAAUUGUGCCCUGAUAUUUAGUUUGAAGCUUUUAAGCAGACCUCUUAAAAAAAUAAAUUAACAGUGCAUUUUGUCAAAUAAAUAAAUUUAGUUUUUGCAAUGUA